ACCUACUUCUCUCAUUUGCACAAUGAUCACGCGCAUCAGAGUCGAGAUUGUCGAAGAGAAGAGCACCUAGUAGCGGUCUUUCGACAAAGACAUGGCGAUCGUAUGUUACGCGACUAGAAUGCGAUUAUUCAUAGUGUCAUGAAGUCGUUUUCGAUGGCAUGUUCACAUACUGGUUCACCAAGACAGGCUUCGAAUGUGGUACGCAUGACACGACUUCGUAAGGCUCGAUACGUUCUUCGGUCAAGGUCGCCAUUCUCAAGAAGAUGGAGAGUGUCCGAUACUAUUUGACAGUAUAGCAAGAACAGGAUACCUAUCUUUUAUUGAUACGAUUUACGAGAGUUGAGUGUAACACGCCAUGCCGGAGUCGGGGAAGUGUUUAGGGAAGGAGCAUGACUGCCAAGGCUGGCACAGAGGGCGGUCGCCGGUCGGAUUCUGCCGACGCAAGAGCAUUUGGACUUUGGUAUGCGGCGAGCACCACCGAGAAGUCACGCCCACGUCUCAUACCACAAUACAGCACAAACAUGUCGGUCCAAGCAGCAAUCAAAGCGCCCUUCCGCGUAGGAACUAAGGAGGUAUUCCUGCCAAACUUCACAAUCACGCUCGUCCAAACACCGCGCAUGCCCGCCAGCUUUGCAAAAUUCAUCGUGCCUCUCAAUAUGAACAAGCUCGAUCUCCGCGACUACCUCUUCCACGUCUACAACGUCCGUGUCGUCAGCGUCCGCUCCUACAUCGAACAGCAAAAAGUCACCCAAGGCAAGCCCAAUGCCCCAAAGCAGCAGAUCAAGCGUUGGUUUCGCCCGCGCGCCAUCAAGAAGAUGACGGUCGAGUUGGAGAGCCCGUUUGUGUGGCCAGAGUUGCCGAAUGAGGAGGACUUGAAUGAGAAUUGGAGUACGGAUACGCAUAAGCAGGCUCAAAAGGACAACGACAAGUAUGCCGAGCAAAGAGGCAGAUUGGCAGAUACAUCUGUGGACAGAGAUGAGAGAAUGAGUAUGAGAGAGCAGGCCAAGGCGCUGUUGGAGAGAAAGGAGCAGUGGAAGCCUGCUCAGCAAUUGGGCUUUGGGCAAAGAAAGUAGAUGGAAGGGUAUGGUUGGUAUGAGCAUUCUUGGCUUGGAGUAUGAGGCGUUGGCAUCACAAAACACGGGCGAGUGUGCAUAUGGGACAGCACUGUACUAUAUUCGAUCCAUAUCUAGGCAUGAGUUGCCUGCUCGCUCCUCAAUGGCUGCGAGUUGUACUUUUACAAACUCACCAUCACCUUAAUGCCGUGAAUUAGGACAGAGGCACUCAUUGAUUCUAGGAUGCAUCUGAAACCAUCUCAGAGCAUUUCCAA
Messenger RNA from Aureobasidium subglaciale EXF-2481, 1327 nucleotides. RefSeq lists its product as uncharacterized. Gene Ontology annotation, cellular component: mitochondrial large ribosomal subunit; ribosome. The coding region runs from base 390 to 1073 and encodes 227 amino acids. The transcript is spliced from 2 exons. Gene Ontology annotation, molecular function: structural constituent of ribosome. The record is from RefSeq and is a predicted model, not a curated record. Gene Ontology annotation, biological process: mitochondrial translation. NCBI's taxonomy places the organism in Eukaryota, Fungi, Ascomycota, Dothideomycetes, Dothideales, Saccotheciaceae.